Copidosoma floridanum is the source of this 7022-nucleotide messenger RNA. It is a transcript of the gene ssh, whose product is annotated as Protein phosphatase Slingshot. The record is from RefSeq and is a predicted model, not a curated record. Gene Ontology annotation, molecular function: phosphatase activity; actin binding. Gene Ontology annotation, biological process: protein dephosphorylation; negative regulation of actin filament polymerization. Lineage: Eukaryota; Metazoa; Arthropoda; Insecta; Hymenoptera; Encyrtidae.
CUGCGCUCGUUGCCCGAGCAGCAAUCCCGCGGUCGCGCAUUUCUCGCGACUUCGGUAGUGUUAUCUAUACAUUUCCUUGUGUGUACAUCCGUGUCGCGAAUUAAUUCGCCCACAAAAUUUUUGCAAAAAAUUCCUCUUUGCCAUGAACACAAUAUAUUGCAUGUGAAUAAUAUAUACAUACCGAAAGCGCGAGUGUCUCAUCGCCACUUGCGAAUCGAUAAAUAUUCGUGUUUAUCUCUACUUGUGGCCUGUGUCGUUGAUUCACCAGUUAGGGAGAUGCUGAGCAUCGCUUAGAUCUCCUCUGAUCGCUUCGACCGGCCACUGAGUUUUUCACCCCUUUCACAUGAAAGCUGUGCAUCAUCCCUCGGAUUCGGAGCAGUGAAUCAAACUCGAACCACCUCUCGUAUCAACAAUAAAAAAAAAAAAAAAAACAUCUCAAAGUGUGUGCGCGAGAGAGUGGUGUUGGGUGUCGAAGAAAAAGCAAGAUGAUAAGCUCCGUCGUGGGUUACGGCCGGUGUCAACGUUAGCCGGGAGGUCAAUCGCCGGUGGCUGUCUCCUCCUUUUCCUCCCCCUCCAGUCUGGAGCGUCGUAUUUUUCCUUCUUUUCCGAAGAUGCCGUUGACGAGCGCGUCGUCGUUCUGAUCGAGCGAUCGGCAGCUGCAGCGAGAGUAGAAGAUCACGAGAGUCUUCGGAGCAAGAAAAGUAUAAAGAAAGGGUAUAGGUGGGUUAGCGCAUACAGUGAGUGAGUGAGUGAGUGCGAGUGAAGAUGAGGAGGACGAUCGCCAUGCCCGAGCCGAUGAUCACCAGGAGGAUGACGGUCGUCGGGGUUUUGUUGAAGACGUCGAGGUAGAGGCCGUCGCCCUCGCGCGGCCACUCUGGGAUUAAAUGGUCUUCGAGAAGAUCGAAAUGCGGAACCCGGGCUUCCUCUUCGAGAACGCCAGGCACGGGUACAUACAGUACAUCAGCCUGAGCGAAUGUUACUUCGCGGGGAAGGGCGCGGCGUUGGUGCUGCCGCCGAACGAGCGAGCCCGGCCAUCCCGGCGUGUCUCCACGGCAGGAUGCGACAUACAACAGCACCUCCAGUCGAUGUUUUACCUGCUCAGGCCCGAGGAGACAUUGAAAAUGGCGGUGAAGCUGGAAUCGGUUCACCCGGGCCGCACGCGCUACUUGGUGGUGGUGUCGUGCACGGGACGCCAGGACGCCGAGGAGAGCUGCCUACUCGGGAUCGACUGCAACGACCGCGCCACCGUCGGACUGGUCCUGCGAGUACUCGCCGACACUGCCAUCACUCUGGACGGCGAUGGAGGCUUUAGUGUCAGCGUCUGCGGUUGUCAGCACAUCUUCAAGCCAGUCUCCGUACAGGCCAUGUGGUCGGCCCUGCAGACGCUGCACAAGGUAUCGAGCAAAGCGCGCGAGCAAAACUACUUUCUCAGUGGAUUAUCGCACGACUGGGUCAGCUACUAUGAGCAGCGCAUCGAGAGCGAUCGCUCGUGCCUCAACGAGUGGCACGCGAUGGAUAAUCUCGAGUCCCGGCGGCCACCCUCGCCCGACAGCGUGCGAAACAAGCCGAGGGAGAGAGAGGAGACCGAGCGGGUGAUAAGGGCGACGCUCAAGGAGAUCAUGAUGUCGGUGGAUCUCGACGAGGUCACCUCAAAGUACAUACGGGGCAGACUCGAGGAGGACCUCGACAUGGACCUCGGCGAGUUCAAGUCGUUCAUCGAUCAGGAGAUGCUCACCAUUCUCGGGCAAAUGGACGCGCCCACCGAGAUAUUCGACCACGUCUACCUCGGUAGCGAGUGGAACGCCAGCAAUUUGGAGGAAUUACAGAAGAAUGGGGUGAGGCACAUAUUGAACGUGACCCGGGAAAUCGACAACUUUUUUCCGGGGAUGUUCAACUACUUGAACGUGCGCGUCUACGACGACGAGAAGACGGAUCUGCUCAAACAUUGGGACGACACGUUCAAGUACAUAAGCAAAGCCAAGAAGGAGGGCUCGAAGGUCCUGGUUCACUGCAAGAUGGGUGUCUCGCGUUCCGCCUCGGUCGUCAUAGCUUACGCGAUGAAGGCCUACAACUGGGACUUCUCCCAGGCUCUCAGACACGUCAAGGAGAAGCGCAACUGUAUCAAGCCGAACAACAGUUUUCUCCUGCAGCUCGAGACCUACCAGGGCAUACUCGACGCGAUGAAGAACAAGGAGAAGCUCCAGCGCUCAAAGUCGGACACGAAUCUCAAGUCGCCGGGCAGCAACGACAAGUCAUCGUCGUCGUCGUCAUCUUCCUCGUCGUCCUCGUCGUCGUCGUCGCCUCCGAGCGGCAAUGACAAGAAGAACGAGGACAACAUGCGGAUGGACAGCAACGUCGUUGGUGCUGGCGAUGGCAACGGCAAUGGAGCUCUGUUGCUGCUACAGUUGGGAGAUGACGACGACAGCGCGGGACAAACGGAGGAGCAGUCGGGCGCCGAGCUCAAAAAGACCGGCCAGAGGCCCAAGAGUUGGUCGCCCAACGCCGAGCUCACCGGGGACGUCCCUCCUGCAGCUCCUUUAUCGCAGUCCUUGGAGAGCAUCGACAAGUCGGCGAAUCCCGAGGUGACGCGCGAGGACCUGAUGCGCUGCUCGAGCGCCAAAACAAACGCCAUCAACGCGAUGAACAACAACCACAAGAACGGCUGCGAGCGCGGCACCUCGCAGACAGAGUCGUCGCGCAACGUUCUCAUGCCCUGCGACAACGGCCAGUCGUACAGCGUCUCGCAGAACCAGAUCGUCCACCUGCCCGGGCCGGAGACGACGAGCGCCGGUUGCGCCUGCAAGCACGGCCGCAUCGACGGUAGCAACAACAACAGACUCGAGAAGCGCAAGGGCCUGGUGCUGAACCUAACGAAUCAGUUCGAGGCGGCGAGCAGCAAGCCUUCGUCGCCGAGUUCCGACACGGAGAUGAGCGCUGGAGGUAGGCAGCAGAGUGGUAGUCCAGUCGUCGAGAAUGGCUGCUGCGGCCACGAGGACGUCGAGUCCGCGACCGAGUCGAGCGAGAUGCAGACGCAGCCGACUGGUGGCGAUUGUCUAGUCUGGACGGCGUCCACCGAGGUCAAGUGUAUCCAGACCAACGGCAGUGGUCUCGAGCUGGGCACCGACGUGGAGCCGACGAGUCAGCCUGGGCGCAGAGCGCCAAAGAAGGAAGGCGAUCCCUUCAGUGCCCAGCUCGACCGAGUGUUUGAGCGGGAGGAGGGCCGAGAGCCCCAGCAGCAGCCGCCGAUAAUACUGCGCGAGUCACCGAGUCGUCAGAGUAGUUGGAGCAGUUACGACAGCGCGGUGGCCAUGGACAAUAGCUCGGUGCACAGCUCGUGGGCGACGCUGCCCUCGAGGAACAGCUCGUGGGGUUCCUACGACAUGCGGCCCGGUGACUCUCUGGGUUCCAGCGGUAUUUUCCCGUACGAUCGCGAGGAGAUACCUUGGCACCCGGGUACCGUCAAGCGCACCAAACAGAAGCUCGAGGAGAGCUCGACCGGUACGUCGAAGCGAGUGUGUACCCAGUCCGAGCAGACGACCGACGACAAGUCGACUACCGACGUUGAAGUAGAAAAUCCCACCGAAGCCUACAGCAACGCUGCUCUGCUUAACUACAACUCGUCGCCGACUCCUCGGCGGAGGGAUGCCUCGCCCGAGCAAGUCCAGCCACAGCAGCAACGCGUCAGCACGACACCUCCUCGCAGCACAAGUUCCGGUGGAGCAGCGACCGCCGUCCCGAUCGACAUAUCGCUCUCUUCGUCCGCGCGACGCCGAGCUGCCUCCUCGAAUGGUGGCAGUAGUGGUGCGAGCCGUCUGUCGACCAGCGCCCCUGCGCCCUCGUCUCUGUCGGGUGGUUGCGCCGGUGACGCCGAGCUCGUUCCCUCGGCGUUGCGCAGCUGCAAGUCCGAGAGCGAGACCUCGAGCCAAAGCGUCGUCGACACGCCUCAGUGUCCCUCGGUCAAGCACCACAAGAUGGUUCUCGAGAACCUGUGCAACAAGCCCCUCUUCAAGAAGCGCGGCCUCCCGACGAGCACGAGCGCACCUGGGCCCGCCACGGACCCGGAAUCGCCCGAGUCCGAGUGCCCGCCGCGCAGCACCUUCGGCAUCGUCAAGAAUCUCAAGAAGGAAUUCGAGGCCAAGUCGUCGAGCCGGCUCGAGCGCAGUCCCGACAGCAGUGCCAGCAACUCCGACGCGACACAGCCGCAGGACAACUGCAGGGAUCGCCAGAAGAGGGACGCCAAGAUACGUAGCCUGCCCUCCUCGCCCGUCAUACCGCGCAGCGAGUCCAAGAUCCAAGCGCCACCGAGCAUAUCGGGCGAGGCGACGCGCGCGAGCUUUAUUGCGUCCAAGAGGUGCAGCGAGCCACUGCCGUCGACGCGACCCAGCACAUUCGACGAGGACAACGGAGCCGUGAGCAGCAGCCUCGAGGACCUGUCGGUCAAGGUCCUCGUGGGCAAGUACGAGGUGGCCAAGCCGACAGCCCGACUCGGUGAAGUCCAAUUGCGCACCAGCUCUGCCGCCCAGCAGCAGCAAUACAACAAUCAUCGGUCCGAGCAGGUGGUCGAGCACCCGCCUGCCAAGUUCAAAAUAGCUCCGGAUUUGUCCCGUCGCUCGGCCCCGAUGAUCGUCAGCCAUCACGCGGCCUCGCUCUUCUGCGACUCGGGAAGCGCGAGUUCGGCGGCGGUCGAGGCACCGGGACGGCCACCCUCGGUACCCUCACCCAGCCAAGUUGUCGAAAGCGUGAUAGCAAAGGCCGCGAGCCGGAAGCAGCAGCACGGCCGGACCCAGCAGCACGGACGGACCCAUCCUUUGGCGAGGCUGCAAGUAAGGCCCAGGCACAGCAGUCCCGUCUACAACACCAUGUGAAAUGAAAGCAGACUUGUCGGGAGGGUGAAGAACGGGCCCGCGAGCCGAUGCUUCUUUGGCUUCUCAAGCAGUGAUUAUGUGACCAUGUGUUUACGUGUAUACCUAUGUAGUAUGUGUAUUUAUGGAUUUUUUUUUUUUUUUUUUUUUUUUUUCUUACUGAUUCCUGUGAGACGACGUGAGAAAUGAACCACGUUAAAUUACAAGUGUGAUCUCCUCAAUAAAAAUGAACCUAGAGCUAAGUUAUUAAUCAUCGGUGAGCGUAAUUUUAAAAUAAGUCGUGCGAGAGAGAGAGAGUGGACGGUCAUUUUUUGUUUGAUCUGAGGCUUGGUGUUGAUUGGUGAUUUAUACUUUUUGGGGUGAAAUUUAAAAGCUACUUUAAUUUCUUGCUUGUUUUUGUACUGUAUUUUGGGAGAGGAGAAAAUUGUAAAUACCAGGAUAAAAUGUAAAACAUUAAUUGUACAUUAAAAAAAAUCUGUACUCGAAUAUAACAUGAUCAUGCAAAGGAAAAAGUAUCUAUUUCAAAUCAACAAAAAGCGUUAUUGUCUGUUUGGUGUUUUGUUAUUUUUUUGUGAGUGAUUGUCGUGACUCAGAGCAUAGAUUUUUCGUUAAGACCAACCGGUGAUGCCAAUUAUGUUAGCGACGAUGAAAGUCGCGUUAUCGUGAAAUUGUACUGUCAUUCUAAAGUCUGGCUAAGAUAAUUUAUACUCUUACAAACUUUACAUCCUCAGUAACCAAAAUUUGAUUGUAUAAUUACAUUGAACAUAAAGCAUUACAAGUUAAGAUUUUAUAUGUAUUAAAUUUUAUCAAGUUUAAUCGAUACUUUUGACAAAUAAAAUACUAAUAAUUUCUGAUUAACUGUAUUCAGUAGCCAAAAUACAAUAUACUGCCAUUUUACGAAUUUUUACGCAUGGCAGUCUCAUUAAACGGUCAUUGACGAAAGCUGCAGAGAGAGAGAGAGGAUUGCUGGUAUGAAAUCACUAAUGUGUAACUGUAAAUAAAUUAUGAAUAAGUUGGAAAAAGUUUGCUUAAUUAAACUGGAUGACUAAAAAAAAAAAAAAUUGUGUAUCAUUCAAAAGUGAAUUAUGAUAUGAUUAAUUUCUAUACGUAUGUAAUGACUGUAAUUUGCCGUCGAAAGUAAGCAAAUGAUGAUAAAACGAUAAGCGAAGUGACGUGUGUGGAAACGAUAUUUUCGGACCUUUCAAAGCGAAAGGUGCAGUGAGCGCCCGGUCAGGCUGUGAAUGUAAAUGUCCGGGUCUCGCUUGGACUUCUGGUCUGUUUUUGUUUUUUUAUAAAAUACGAAAAGAAAAAGGAUUUUUGAAAAAGUAAUGAGUCACGUAAAGCGAGAAGUGCGUCCCCGAUGUUGUGCAUCGAAUCGACACGUUCAACUAUUAAACUAUUAGCAAUUUUUUUUAGCGAGCAAUGUGAUGAGUUGGCAAGACGUGCACGCCGAAAAAAAAGGCGUGCAAGUGUUGUUAGACAACGUGGUAGCACAAGAUGCGACAUGAAAGAGUUGCAAUCGCAGCAAGCGAUUUGCGACCAGACUAUACAUAUAGAUGUAGCAGGCGAGAGCUUUAAAUGCAAACUGUUUCAGUUAUUAUUUGAAAAGCUGCUUUUGACUUAUUGGUAUUUCUUUGUGUUGAUGCUUGCAUCUUGUACAGUGAUUACGCAUGUUUGAAAGUUCAGAAAAGCAAAUUAACUUAUUUUGUUUUUUAUGAAAAUGCGCAACGUUCCUAAUCUCGAUAUUAUUUGUCAGAUAAACUUAUUUUUUAGAAAAAAACAGUUGCGGUAGAUAGAUUCUCGAGUUAUUUCAAUCAAUUUGAUUCGAUUAAAUAGAUCCUUUGAAUAAUGUAAAUAAGGUGUCACUAAACGAACGUGAAACCUAGAUCAAUAACUAUACACAGUCUCUCUACUUGUAAUUCAUUAAAAGAAGGAAACUUACCACGCUACUUUUUGUAUAUUACAUUAUAUCGUAAUUGUAUUAUAAGUAAUUAUUAUCGAAUGAUCAACAGAAGUAGUUAGCAAAUGAAUGUUCAAAUCGGUAGGAUUACUUUCAAAGCUGCAGUCGAAUUAUUUAUCGUGAUUCUCGAAAGCCAAAAGUACAAGCCUUUAUCGCGAAGAAGAAGAAAAAAAACCGGAGGGUGCUUAGCUCAUUGAUGA